Molecule: messenger RNA, 2106 nt
Organism: Pelagomonas calceolata
Lineage: Eukaryota; Pelagophyceae; Pelagomonadales; Pelagomonadaceae
Source: the annotation of a GenBank genome assembly
GGGAUCCCGCGCGGCGCGCGGCGCCCCCCGCAUGCUCCAAAAUGGGCGGAGUCCCAGGCAGACUGUGAAUCCGCGUGCCGGUGCUCACACCUCGCGGGAGCCGGGCGCGCACGCGCGGGGCAGCCUCGGCGCCGUCCCAGCACACGCGGGCCGGCGCACGACACCGCCGCGGUGGCCGCGGGCCAAGCCUCCCAAUAAAUAGCUGGAGGGCAGCCCCGCCCGGGCCAGGGCGCCGCUCGCGACCGCCCCGCGCGGCCGACGCGCCGCCCCUCGCUGGACGAAGCGCGGAACCAACGGCGCCGACGCGCCGCCCCCGGCCCCAGAAAUCAACGGCGACCGCGCCACUCCCACCGGGAGGAACCACGACGAUGGUCCGCAGCACGACGCCCAGCAUAGACGAGACGACGACGCUGACCGGGCCCUGGACCAAGGGCAAGAUCUUGGGACGGGGCGCCGUCGGCACGGUCUUCCUCGCGCAGCUCCACGACGGGCGGCAAGCGGCCUGCAAGCAAAUAGCCACGGAGGGUCUGAAGGGAGAUGAUCUCAAAGCAAUUGUGAGAGAAAUCACAUUAAUUCAGUCCUUACACCAUGCGAACUUGACGCAGUACAUCGGCAUCGAGUACGCGGCGGCCCCGACGCACAAAUUAUCGAUCUUCAUGGAGUUCGCGCCGGGCGGUUCCGUGAGACAGCUCCUGAAGGCGAAAGGCGCCCUCGACGAGUCGAUCUGCGCCUCGUAUAUCGACCAGGUGCUCCAGGGCCUCGAGUACCUGCACACGAACGGCAUCGCGCACCGCGACGUCAAGGGCGCGAACGUUUUGUUAAGUCACGACCUCACGGGGGCGCAACUGGCGGACUUUGGAGCUUCGAAGCGCAUCGAGAAACUCGGCGAGGACGCGUCGGGAGGCGGCGCCUCGGGUUUACGAGGCACGCCGCGGUGGAUGGCGCCCGAGCUCAUCCGGGGCGAGUUGUCCGGCGAUUUGGAGGGCUGGAUCCUGAGCGACGUCUGGUCCGUGGGCUGCACGCUGGUCGAGAUGGCCACGGGCCAGCUGCCCUGGCCCCAGUUCCCGAACCCGAUGGCGGCGAUGUUUCAUAUUUCCCAAGGCAUCGCGCCGCCUUUGGGCUCGACGCAGCUGUCGGCGGCCUGCGCGGACUUUCUGGGGCUGUGCUGCCGGCCGGCGCCUUCAGAUAGGCCGUCUCCCUCGGAACUGCGGACGCACAGCUUCCUUACUUUGUUAGCACGGCGGCCGCCGACGGGUCUCGCACCCAGCUGCGAGCGGCCGGCGGCGCCGCCGGCCGGCGCGGAGCGGCGCCCCUUGAAACCGAAGCGCGCGCCGCCCUCGCCGCCCGCCGGCAGCUUCGUCCAAGUCGAGGGCCGGCCUCGUAACCGGACGACGGCGCCCGCGCCGCGCGACGAGCCCGCGUCGCCCACCAAAAAAGCUUCUCUAGCGGCGGCCUUCCCCAUCCUGCAGCGGCUGGCCGACGCCGCGUCCGAGCUCGUCUCGCCGACGUCUCCCGAGGUUCAGCCGCGGCCGCGCAAGCCCAAAAAAAACAAGCGCCGCGUGCGCCUGGAGCAGAAGCUCGCGCGGCCCGCCCACAAGCCGCCGCGCGAGGCGAGCUCGCCGCCCGUGCUGGAGCGGCCGCGCGCGGCGCUCGCCGGCGACCGCCUCGGGCGCCUCUCGCGGUCCGACGGCUUUAUUAACAUUGGGUCGCGCGUGCGCGACGAGGCGCGGCGCGAGCUCGAGCGCUCGGGGCCGGUGCAGGCGCGCCACUCGCGGUCCGCGCGCGCGGCGACUCGUACGCUGCCGCCCGUGUCCGGCGCGCGGCGCGGCGUUUCGUCGGCGCCGACGAUCCGGUGGCCCGCGGUGCGGCGCUCCAUCUGACUCUUUUGCUUUCGGUCGUGUUCUCCUCUAAAUUUGCUGAUAUGUUAGUUUUACUUUCUCCUAGCGAGGGUAGCGCCUAGGGGAGUCAGGGAAGUUCACCGUAAACGUAAAGUAGUUCUUCCACUCGUAGUCAUGUUCUAGCGCGGGGCUUGAUCGUGACCUCGAAAUCCGCGUUGUGACUGGCACAUGGAGCGUGUGCCAGUUUGGUAUGCGCACGUUAGGUUCU